Molecule: messenger RNA, 2505 nt
Organism: Chroicocephalus ridibundus (black-headed gull)
Lineage: Eukaryota; Metazoa; Chordata; Aves; Charadriiformes; Laridae
Gene: ZNF385C
Product: zinc finger protein 385C
Exons: 9
Coding region: 40-1596 (518 amino acids)
Cellular component (GO): nucleus
Molecular function (GO): zinc ion binding; nucleic acid binding
Source: RefSeq, a predicted model, not a curated record
GCGCGCUCGCCCAGCCGGGAGCGAGCAGCAGGCGGGAGGAUGCUGCAGACGGCGGCGGAGCCGGGCGGCUGGGCAGGCAUGAAGCGACCCCUGAGCCCAUCCCACAGCCCCGAGAGCGGGCUGCGGCUGGUGGAGGUGGCCGGCUGCCCCCCGGGCCAGCCCGAGCAGCGCAUGAAGCGGGAGAAGAAGCACCAGUCGUUCACGCUCUGCGAGGUCUGCAACAUCCAGCUCAACUCGGCCGCGCAGGCGCAGAUCCACUACAACGGCAAGUCCCACCAGAAGCGCCUCAAGCAGCUCAACAAGGGGAAGGUGCCGGCAGCCCAAGGUCCCUCCGGACACAGCAGCCCCCUCCUCGCGUCGUUGCCUAUCCCCGGCCGUCCCCUUCAUCCCCCUUUGGACAUCAAGCACUUUCUGACCUUCAGGCUCAACGGGACGUCACCGCUCAACCUCUUCCCCAACUUCAACACGAUGGACCCGGUGCAGAAGGCGGUGAUCAGCCACACCUUCGGCGUGCCCGCCCCGCUCAAGAAGAAGCAGUUCAUCUCCUGCAACAUCUGCCACCUGCGCUUCAACUCUGCGAACCAGGCAGAAGCCCACUACAAGGGCCACAAGCACGCACGGAGGCUGAAAGCCAUCGAAGCCAUGAAGAACAAGCAGAAGGCGGCGGCGGGGGCUGCGGCGGUGGCUGCCGGCCGGGACGGCGCAGCCGACUUGUCCCCCAGCCCCGAGGGCAGCGGGGACCCCGGCAGCACAGCUCAAGCCGACGGUGUGCCGGAGCCGGAGGCUGAGUGCAGCAGCCUGGGGCUGCUGCCGGGCGCCGAGGAGUCGCCGUCGGAGCUGUCGGGCAGCGUGGCCCCGCUGGGCUCCCCACCGGCCUCGGAGCUGUCGGAGGGCACCUCGGAUGCCACCAGCGUGGCCUCCUCCGCCGCCCCGGCAGCCGAGGCGCAGGCAGCCGAGUCGGGUGGCAGCGUCGGCUCGGCCCCCGAGAGUGAGAAGGAGGGGAAGAAGAGCAAACAGCACCUUUACUGUCCCACCUGCAAAGUGACCGUCAACUCCCUGUCCCAGCUGGAGGCUCACAACACCGGCGCCAAGCACAAGUCGAUGCUGGAAGGUCACAGCACCCAGAUGCGGCGGGGCCGAGGCAAGCUCCUGUCCCGGGCAGGCCACAAGUCCAAGCGGAUCGGCAACAAGGGCAGCAUCAACAUCCAGAACAAGGCGUUUCACUGCCAAGUGUGCGAGAUCUACGUGAACUCGGAGACCCAGCUCAAACAGCACAUGAACAGCCGGAGGCACAAAGACCGGCUGGCGGGGAAGCCGCCCAAGCCCAAGUACAGCCCCUACAACAAGCUGCAGAAGAACGCUGCCCUCGCAUCCAAGCUGGCUUUGCAAAAGCAUCUCACCAAAACCCUGGCGACCCGCUUCCUGCCCAGCCCGCUCACCACGGCCGCCAUCUGCGCCAUGCCUGGCCCCCUCGCCCUGAGACCAGCCGCGGCCACCACCCUCUUCCAAGCCCCGAUCCUCGGACCAGCCCUUUUCCGAACGCCGCCAGCCCACGUCCGCACCACGCCAGGCCCCAUCGUCUUCGCUCCCUACUAGAGCUGCUCGCCCACCGAGGGCCCCUCCGCCACCCACCGGGCUGUGCCGGGGGGUGCCCGGUGCGGGAUGGCGCUCCCGGGCAGGCGGCUCUUCUGGCUGGUGGGAAACCAUAGUCGUAGACAUCAACCUCGGCUUCUCCUUCGCUUCGAGCAGGCGCCUGCUGGAGCGAGACGCCCCGGCAGAGCCCAGCCAGCGCCGCCGUCCAUCCCUGCUGCUCCCCCAGCCCGCGCCGGCCCCGCGCCCAGGGAGGGAGAAGACGGUGCUCGAGUCACCAGGACCCUCCUGUGUCUCGUGGCUGGGUGCUGCUUGUCCUCAGCCCGCUGGUUUCUUAUUCAUCACCCUCCCAGUUGCCAAACUGGAAGAAGAGGAGCCAUCUGCUCCCCGGGGGAGGGAGCAUCCCUCUGGCCGGCCGGUCCCUGCCAGCCCAGUGGGAAGGGAACUGCGAGGGGAGUCUCAUCCCAGCUCUUACUGGGAGAAACGACCCCAGCACAAGCGGAAAGUUGGCAGUUCCCUCUCGGGCUGGGCUGGCUGUGCCUUCACCAGCCCUGCACUUUCCCGUGCUGGCUGGGGGCUUCCGUGUUGCCCACCAGCCCCCUGUGCCCCACGACCCCUUACGUCCCACCAGCCAAAGAGCCCCCACCGCGGUGGGCACCAGCCACACUGACCGUAUCUUCACUCCGAGAGCAAUAGCCGAAGCCCAGGGCCGGUGCCUCCCCCCUCCGAAAGCACACUGCCCCUGCCCUGGACCCCCAGAAGCACACGAUGGGCGGGUGGCCGGGGACGGACCCCCUCCAGCCCAGCAAGGACGGGAGAGCGGGCUCCCCGAGGAGGUCACCCCGUGCUCGGCGCCAGCUGUUUGCCUCUGUCCCCUCCCCGCCGGGGGACAGCCCUGUCCCUACCUCCCGGGAG